Cordyceps fumosorosea ARSEF 2679 is the source of this 246-nucleotide messenger RNA. RefSeq names its product Piso0_000007-like protein. Lineage: Eukaryota; Fungi; Ascomycota; Sordariomycetes; Hypocreales; Cordycipitaceae. The coding region runs from base 1 to 246 and encodes 81 amino acids. The record is from RefSeq and is a predicted model, not a curated record. The transcript has a single exon.
AUGAUGAUGCCAUUGAGAAACGCCGACACCGUGGUACUGCUUACCGCUGGUGCCGCGCAUGCACACUAUGCCAGCAUGGGACUGGACGGUGUCAGCUGCUAUAUCUAUAACGGCAUCAAAGGCACCCCAGACGGCCAUAUGAUAAUACGCAACAGCAACGGCACCUGGGUUGACCAUGACGACGCCGGCAACCACACCGUCAACAUGACGAGCGUGGUUACUGCUCUAAUGCGCGCCGGCGGAUAG